AUGAGAAACCAGAUAGACCUGCUGGCCACUGUCACGGUUUUGGGAGUCCUGGAGCAAGCCUAUUUUGCGCUGCAGGUGAUCUAUGCCCGGCGGAAGUACAAGAUCUCCCCUCCCGAGACAACAGGUCACCCUGAAUUUGAGCGGAUCUUCAGAGCUCAGGCGAAUUGCUCAGAGUACUUCCCGAUCUUCAUCUCGCUCCUCUGGGUUGCUGGAAUCUUCUUCCAUCAAGGUGUGGCCACGGUGUGCGGGCUGCUGUACCUCUACACCCGCUUCAAGUACUUCCAGGGAUACGCUGUGGCUGCGCAGGGACGGUUGGGGCCGCUGUACGCCAGCGCCCGGCUGCUCUGGCUGCUGCUGGGGCUGGCAGUGGCUGGGCUCCUGGCACACUUCCUGCUGCCCCACUCCUCUGCAUGGGUGGCAGGGCUGGCGCAGCCCCUCCAGCUGCUCGCCGCCUGGUGA
This is a messenger RNA of Pygoscelis adeliae (Adelie penguin), 459 nucleotides long. Its product is annotated as leukotriene C4 synthase-like. Gene Ontology annotation, biological process: leukotriene biosynthetic process. The record is from RefSeq and is a predicted model, not a curated record. The transcript is spliced from 5 exons. Gene Ontology annotation, molecular function: glutathione peroxidase activity; leukotriene-C4 synthase activity; enzyme activator activity. Lineage: Eukaryota; Metazoa; Chordata; Aves; Sphenisciformes; Spheniscidae. The coding region runs from base 1 to 459 and encodes 152 amino acids. Gene Ontology annotation, cellular component: membrane; endoplasmic reticulum; nuclear envelope.